AAAUUAUAUAUCCAAUGUUUAUUUUUAGGUGGAUAUAUUUAAUAUGAGAAACUGCUGAACCUAAAAUGUCAACUUUAGUUUGUUUGCUAUUGUGUACACUUAGUGUACUGCAAUGUAUAUUUGCUCAGCAGCCGGAUCCGAGAAUUAUUAAUCAAUCUCAAGGGGGAGGAGUAGGAGGAGGGGUAAGAGGUAACCAGGAGCCCCGUCUUCUAGAAGGAGGAGAUCUUCAAGGUUUCUCCUUGUUUGAGAAUACUCCCGUGGGAACUACAGUUUAUACACUCAGGGGAGAGGAUCCAGAGGGAAGUAGGAUAUCCUACUUUAUCAGCGGAGAUUUCUUUAGAGUAGAUCGGGCUACAGGAGUUGUGACAUUGUCUGAACCCCUGGAUAGAGAACAAUAUUCCUCUCUUACUGUUGUCAUAACACUUCAGGAUGAACCGAUACGUGGAGAACAGGAGAAUCUAGUAGCUUUCAGGCGCAGUAUUCAAGUGUUGGAUCGAAACGAUAAUCCUCCUGAAUUCCGUGGUAAACCCUACAACUUUACUGUGUCCGAGAUUCAGGCUGUUGGUGAGACAGUGUAUACAGGAGUAGUUAUUGAAGAUAUUGAUGCUGGCAGAAACUCAGAGAUUUCAAUACGCUGUACAGAACAAUCUUCAACAGAUGCUUGUGAGAGUUUUGACAUUUUUGCUGAAAAACAAGAGGAUGGAAAAUAUAAAGGUUUGGUAAUCCUAAAGAAAGGUUUGGACUAUGAGCGUGUCUCCUCGUACAACCUUGAUCUUGAAGCAGUUGAUCAGGCAGAAGGAGAGGAUCGUUUAGCUGCCAGAGCAUCAAUUCUUAUUCAGGUGGAGGAUGUACAGGAUCAAGAUCCGGUGUUUUUAAAUUCUCCAUACUCAGCGAAUAUACCAGAAGAUACAAAACAGGAUACUGAGAUAUUUGAUAUUGAAGUUAGAGACGGAGAUACUGGUAAACCCCGGGAUCUUGAUGUAAGAAUUGAAGGAGAUAAUCUUCAAUAUUUUCAGCUCAUAGAUCUUGGAACUUCUGAAACAGGAGUGAAGAGAUUAAGUUUAAGAACAACAGAGAAAAGAAUAGAUAGAGAACAAGAAUCUAUUCUUCAGGAGGGAGGUCUGUAUACAUUCAAGAUUGUAGCGCGCGAGAUAACAGCUCAAGAUGAGAUCGGAGCAGAGACCUCUACGGGAGUGACUGUUGUAAUUACAGAUAUAGACGACGAAGUUCCUGUGUUUAGUAGACAGGAGAUAGCUGUUCCUGUCCCUGAAGACGUAGGAGCAGACACGCCUCUGCCUGGUUUAACCCUGGAGGUGAUGGACCGGGAUGUCAGCAAAAACGCCAAGUUCUCAUUGUACCUGGAACCUGUCACUCCCAACUCUGAAGGAGUGUUUUACGUUUAUCCAAAGUCAGCCAUCGGAAAAACCCCGGUCAUUAUUCGAGUGAAGGAUCCUCAACGGCUAGAUCACGAGGACGAACUGGCUAAAGAGUUUAUAUUUGACGUUGUUGCAGAAACUCCUUCCGGUGUUCAAGUCAGGUCCAGGGUAACUGUAAUAGUUACUGAUAGUAAUGACAACACUCCGCUGUUUUCUGAGUCAGUUUAUGAAUUUAAUAUUCCUGAAGAUGCUUCUUCUGAAACUGUGCUUGGAACUAUCGCAGCUGAAGACCCAGAUUCAGGAUCCUACGGGGAAAUAAUUUAUUCCAUCCGAGGGUUUGGUUCGGAGAAGUUUACUGUCGAGCAGAACUCGGGAGAGAUAAGUGUUGCAUCCUGUGGUCCGAAGAAGCCAAGACAAGGUUCCAGGUUAGGAUCUUGUCUAGAUUAUGAAACCCAGAAAACUUUCUCUUUGAUCUUUACAGCUACAGACGGUGGAGGUCAGCUCGCGACAACUUCUCUGAUUAUAAAUAUCGAAGACGUGAACGAUAACCAUCCAAAGUUUGAUCAAUCAGAAUACAAACGAGUAGUUAGAGUUGGGGAUUCUAAAUUUGAACCUCCUCUAGUAAUAAAGGCUACGGAUAAGGAUGGUCCAACACAGGGUGAUGGCCGGGUCUUUUAUGCAAUCAAGUCGAUCAACACAGAUGCGGUCAUCUUUGAAAUUGAUCCUCUUACUGGAGAAUUAAGCAUGCUGAAACCUGCAAGUGUUGAAGAUACCGAGAAUGGUCGAUAUGAUCUGGUUAUCAGAGCAACUGAUCAGGGUAACCCGGAGCCUCUGCAUGCAGAUAUUAAUGUUUUUAUCAACGUCGGGAGCACAAGGAACCAGAGACCUAAGUUUAAGUUCCCAACUUAUAAUGUCAAGCUCCGAGAGGACAGUAAACCUGGAGAGGUUCUGCUGAUAGUAGAGGCUGAAGAUCCUGAUGGAGAAGAUUCAGAUCUCAGGUUUACCAUCUACUCUGGAUCCAAGGAUAACUUUGUCCUCGACCCAACCUCCGGUGUCCUCUCUGUCUCCGAGGACGCUGUUCUGGAUAUCAAUGAGAACGGUGAACUAUACGAGCUUGAGCUCCAUGUAACGGAUUCAGGGGAACCCUUUAAACAAACUGGAACAGCCAAACUUACAAUCAAUGUUGAGGAUGUUAACAACAAGCCACCAAAGUUUAUGAAGGAAUCCUACACAGAAUAUGUUCUUGAAAACGAACCCAAUGGUUUUGAGGUUCUCAGUGUAACAGCUGAGGACCCAGAUCGCAAUGCCGAGCUGGAAUACGAUAUUGUUGAACCUAUAACAGCACGUGACAAGAGUGGAUCUGUGCUCAAGACUGUUGCCGCGUAUGAUUUUAAAUCAGCGUUCAACAUAGAUCCUAGGAACGGACGAAUAUUCUUAAAUGAGAAACUGAGCUAUAACUCUGCAGCCGUGAUUAUUCUCACUCUGCAGGUUACAGAUAAGAAUGCAGAAAUUGGAAACCAAACUGCCACUGCUGAAGCAACUUUCUUCAUUCAGGCGUUUAAUGCUGAUAGUCCUGUAUUCCCUGCUCCCUGGACUCCUAGUGAUCCUACUCUUGAACUAGAGAUAGAUGAGGAACUACCUCCUGGUACUCCACUCCUCAAUCUUACUGCGAAGGACCCUGUGACCGGCCAGCUGAUAACAAAUUACCAAAAGCUGCAGACUGAGUCUGAUAUGAAUGAUAUAAUACAGGUUUCUCAGCUUGGUACCGUUACCAGCACGCAGCGCCUUGAUUUCGAGAAGUUUAAGUCUAUAAGUUUCUCAGUAGCUGCUCUAGCCGGCGCAUCUGGUGAGCAAAGGCGUAGUGAGGCACAUAUUACGCUCAAGCUCAAGGAUGUAAACGAUCAUGCGCCAAGGUUCCUGGAAUCUUUUUACAGCGCUAAGAUCUCUGAAGAUGUUUUACCUGGAACUCCAGUGGUAACAGUAGCUGCUGUUGAUGAUGAUGCAGGGGAGAUGGGUUCAAUUGUUUACAGUUUAGAGGGAGAGGGAACAGAACAGUUCACCAUCCAUCCUACCGAGGGACACAUCACUGUUAAGGCUGGUGAGCGUGGUAGAUCUAACCUGGACCGUGAGGUUCAGGCUGAGUAUUCACUAAAGGUGGUCGCACGUGAUCUACCUGAAGGCGGGGCUGAUCAGAAGUCCACAGCGGUUCUGGUCCAGGUUAGCCUGCAAGAUGUUAAUGAUUCUCCUCCUCAGUUCGUUCAGUCCAGGUAUACUGCUGUAGUCCCAGAGAAUAGUCCUGUUCAGACUCUAGUAGUCCAGGUAUCUGCAGUUGACCCUGAUGUCGGUGUAAACAGUGAGGUUACAUAUGACUUUGCGAACCCAAGCCAAAUCCAGGAUCUUUACAGUAUCGACAAGAAGACGGGUCGAGUGUACACUCGAGGUACUCUGACUGGCAGGGGGCGCAGAGAACCUUACAUCAUCACUAUACGAGCUGUAGAUGGAGGUUAUCCCGUUCAACAGUUUAAAGAUACUGAUCUCUAUAUUACUAUUGGAGAUGUAUCAAGGAACGAUGGUGUUCCUGAGUUCCAACGUCCUGCUGUAGGAGAUGUAGCAGAAGUAUUUGAAGAGGCCCCUGUGGGCACAUUUGUAUUUCAGUGCGAGGCAAGCGAUCGGGAUGAUCCUAACACAGCAAACGGGAAGCUUGUGUACAGUUUUCCUGAAGACGGGAGCAUAAUCCAUCAGCUGUUCAUCAUCAAUCCUAACACAGGAUUAAUAUCUACUAUAUCAGCUCUAGACCGGGAGACAAGGGCAGAAUAUUCUCUAACUAUUGAAGUAAGGGACCUGGGUACCCCUGUACAACAAGCUACCAGAACACUGUCUGUAAUAGUUAAGGAUAUUGAUGAUCAUCCUCCACAGUUCCACAGGCAAAGAAACUCAGUUCCUCUGACAAUGGAAGUGCUUGAGGAGAUGGAGCUAGGGAAUAAGAUUGGAAUAGUAUCUGCUGUUGAUGAAGAUGAAGAUCGUAAUGCAGAGAUUGAUUAUGCGAUUAUAGAUGGAGACAAGGAUGAAAUAUUUGGCAUUGAACGUGAUGAGGAGAACAAUGGUUUAAUUGUUGUAAACAAACGGUUGGAUAGAGAGAAGGCAGGCCUGUACACCCUUACUAUCAGGUGCUUUAAACCUGGUGACAAGGGACUGCUCUCUCAAAGGAAGAAGUAUGAUAAAACCAAGUUGGAUGAAAUCCAGGUUAAAAUAUUUGUGUUGGAUCAGGACGAUAAUAAUCCACAGUUCAGCAAGAAUAAUAUCACACUCGGGGUUAGGGUUAACUCACCACUAUAUACAGAACUAACACAGUUGACCGCUAUUGACCCUGACCCAGCAGCUAACCCUGUUGUCUACUCUAUCCAGAAUGUAUCCUACUUUAACCCUAAAUCUAAAUAUAAGAAACUAAAUAUCCUUGACGGAGUGUUUAUCGUUGAUCCAACUACAGGAGUUCUCCAGACUAAUCGAACCUACGGCAAAUACUCAGAAGGUUACUUUGAUCUGACUGUCAAGGCUAGCAACACACCGGACCCGGAACGCGCAGAUUAUGCGCAUCUCAAGAUAUUUGUUCUUCAAGAUACAGAUCUAAUGAAGUUUGUGUUCGAUGAUGACCCAGUUCAGGUUUCGAAACAUAUUUCUGAGAUAAAAAGUGAUCUUGAAGCAGCAUUCACUCUUCCUCUCUCCAUCAACAUCUACGACACAGAGUUCUACAGCAAGUACGACGGGAGCUUGGACUUUGGCAGAACAAGUUCAUGUUUUCAAGUUCUGAAGGAUAAUGACGCAAUUCAACUUAAUUCUGUUCAAACUCUCUUCGAUACAACUUCAAAUCCAGGAUUAAAAGAGAAGUUGGAUAAAUAUCGUGUUAUCAGUGUAGAACGAUGUGCUAGUGUCAGAUCCACGUAUAAGAUGAGUUGGGUUCAGAUCUGUAUACUUGUAAUUGCUCUUUUCAUCGGAGUUGUUGCAUUCAUUGCAGCCAUUGUACUCUCCUGUUUAUAUUCGACAUAUCGAAGACGAAUUCGACGGAACAAUAUUCGAAUAGUUGAAGCUCCAGUUCGAGCUUUGAUCCCGGCAUCCCUUCCUCCAGGAUCAGUUAUAGGUCCCCGGCCCCCGUCUGCUGCAGGUUCUAAUGGGCGUAUUUAUGAAUGGCAAGAAACAGCUUUACCCAUAGAUACUGUUUCCUACAGGAGUUUACCAAGAUAGUUCGUACAGGGCUAAACAGUGCUCCCAGUGCCACAGAUUAAAUCAUUUUAAAAUUGUAUGUAGUUUAUGUAAAAUUUAAGAUCGAUCGCUAUUAUUAAUAUAGAUGAAAAAGUUGUGCUAUGAAUACUCAAUUAGGAAAUUAAAUCCCAAUUAAGAUUCAAAUCCUAUAACCCUGACUUCUACGUAAUGAUGUGUUUGUUUGUUUAUUUGUUUAACGUUGUAAAAUUUUUCAAAAAACAAAGAUUUGUGUUUCUCUGUUCAAAACAAAUUUACAAAAACUGUAAACGUUAUUUCAAGUGCAGUCUCCAUUUGUGCAGUCUUUCUAUAAUUCAAUUGCGGUCUCGUCUUGCGGAGUUAUGCAGGAGAGACAAGUUUGACACAAUAUGAUAUUUUUUUAAUUGUUACUAAGAUGAAAGUUAAAGUGGUUUAACUGUGUUGAAGUUACGUUUUCUUAAAUGUUGAUUAUUUUCUGAAUAAUUUCUCUCUUGCUCAAUUUCAAGAAACUGUAAUGUAUUUGAAUUGUCCAAUCUUUGCGCCAUAUAACGUUUCAUAUUUUCAUAUGCAGUGUUUCCCAAAAUAUUGAUGUAAAAUGUAGUUGAAAGCUACAAUCAGUGUAAAUUUGGGGUUGAAUCCCAUUUAUUUUGCUUUGCCCUGUCUAAUCUUUAAACUUAUCUUAAAGUAGAAGAAAUGUCUUCCUAAUAUGAAUUAUGUAGAUUAUAGACAAUAAAUAAAACUAUUUUCCUAGAAA
Messenger RNA from Eurytemora carolleeae, 6363 nucleotides. Its product is annotated as cadherin-23. Bases 66 to 5615 code for a protein of 1849 amino acids. Gene Ontology annotation, molecular function: calcium ion binding; cadherin binding. Gene Ontology annotation, biological process: homophilic cell-cell adhesion. The transcript is spliced from 26 exons. Lineage: Eukaryota; Metazoa; Arthropoda; Copepoda; Calanoida; Temoridae. The record is from RefSeq and is a predicted model, not a curated record. Gene Ontology annotation, cellular component: catenin complex; cell-cell junction; plasma membrane.